Molecule: messenger RNA, 1069 nt
Organism: Geodia barretti
Lineage: Eukaryota; Metazoa; Porifera; Demospongiae; Tetractinellida; Geodiidae
Source: the annotation of a GenBank genome assembly
GUAUACAGGGCGACCCUGAAGCAGUUGAGUGGCCUGUACCAAAAGAAACUAACUGGCGCUUGCAGCCAGACCCACCCAGGGUUUCCUAGUUCGUCUGUCUGUCCGUCUCCUUCCAGCUUGCUGAUAAGUGGGCGUGUCCCAUCGCGUCCAGUGUGCAAGUCUUCUUCCCACACACCUAGGCGGCCUUUUUCUCUCGGUGACCCGGCAUUACUGGAGGCCAGUGUGACGGCAGAGAUAGACUGUGGAGAUGUGGGGGUCCUGCCGGGGUUUGUGACAGAAGAUGAGAGCGAGAGUCUGCUGGUGGAGAUCAGGAGGACCCUCAGAGGGAAACGCUAUCUCUACAACCACUGGGACGGGGCCAUAGAGGGCUACAGAGAGACGGAGAAGCCAGUGUGGGGAGAGGCCAAUCCGCCGGUGAUACACAGACUGAAGCAGGUGGCCGAGGAUGCAGGGGGAGAGGACGUCAGGGCCCUAGAUGAAGUCCACGUCCUGGACUUAGCAAACGAUGGGUUUAUAAGGCCCCACAUCGAUAGCAUAAAGUUCUGUGGAGAUGUGAUAGCUGGACUGAGUCUAGUGUCAGAGUGUGUGAUGGUGUUCCAACAUGAGGACGACAGUACCAAGUGGAUCAGGGCCCUCCUUCCCCCUCUCUCCAUCUAUAUCAUGAGGGGGCGUGUCAGACACAACUACACUCACGCCGUACCUCUGACUGGGGAAGAGUCCGGGUUCAAAGGUCAGACGGUCUCGAGAGAACAGAGAGUGUCAGUCAUCAGUAGAACCCGUCCACCGCAGCACCAUAACCAUACCUCUCACUAGUUCCUUGUGCACAGUACAUACUGUGAAGAACUUGGAGAAAUCUUUUGUAAUCUAUUUGCAAUCCUUUUCUGUUCAAAUUUCGCAGAGAAGACUUUCGCAGUGAGCCUAUAAAUUUGCUUUAAGUUUCCUGCUUUCCAGUGUAAAGUUCAGUGAAAACUAUCGUUGUUUGGUAAUGCGCAUUCAUACAUACGUUACUUAGUGAAGUUUGUAUAUACGGUAUUAUACAAUAGCCGUAUUUGCAUUCAUAUAUUAUGCA